AUGAUUACAGCCAUACAUUUCACCCCCUUCUGCGCCUUUAUCAUUAGCACCCUGGGAUUCUUAUUACACCAAGCCCACCUAAUUCCUACCCUACUUUGUCUUGAAGGAAUAAUACUGUCCCUAUUCAUAGCCCUAUCAAUAUGGUCCAUUCAACUAGAAGUCUCAUCAUUUAUACUUGCCCCCAUACUAAUAUUAACCUUCUCAGCUUGCGAAGCUGGCAUGGGCUUAUCAUUACUAGUUGCAUCCUCACGGACUCACGGUUCAAGUCACCUACAAAACCUAAAUUUACUACAAUGCUAA
Messenger RNA from Mauremys mutica (yellowpond turtle), 300 nucleotides. The record is from the annotation of a RefSeq genome assembly. Lineage: Eukaryota; Metazoa; Chordata; Testudines; Geoemydidae.